Messenger RNA from Pseudomassariella vexata, 1533 nucleotides. RefSeq names its product P-loop containing nucleoside triphosphate hydrolase protein. Gene Ontology annotation, molecular function: proton-transporting ATPase activity, rotational mechanism; ATP binding. Lineage: Eukaryota; Fungi; Ascomycota; Sordariomycetes; Amphisphaeriales; Pseudomassariaceae. The transcript is spliced from 4 exons. Gene Ontology annotation, biological process: ATP metabolic process; proton transmembrane transport. The record is from RefSeq and is a predicted model, not a curated record. Gene Ontology annotation, cellular component: proton-transporting V-type ATPase, V1 domain. The coding region runs from base 1 to 1533 and encodes 510 amino acids.
AUGGCGGACCCUCGAGAGUCGUCGUCAUAUUCCAUCAUACCCAGAAUCCGAUACAACACCGUCGGUGGUGUCAACGGACCUCUGGUCAUUCUUGACAAUGUCAAGUUCCCCCGAUACAAUGAGAUCGUGACCCUCACUCUCCCUGAUGGGACAGAGAGAUCUGGGCAGGUCCUGGAGGCUCGAGGCAACCGCGCCGUCGUGCAGGUGUUUGAAGGUACAUCCGGUAUCGAUGUCAAGAAGACAAAGGUCGAGUUCACAGGAGAAAGUUUGAAGCUUGGUGUCUCAGAGGACAUGUUGGGGCGUAUCUUCGAUGGAUCAGGACGGGCCAUUGACAAGGGCCCCAAGGUCUUGGCCGAGGACUACCUUGACAUCAACGGCAGUCCCAUUAACCCCUUCUCGAGAGUCUACCCCGAAGAAAUGAUCUCGACCGGUAUCUCGACCAUCGACACCAUGAACUCGAUUGCCCGUGGCCAAAAGAUCCCCAUCUUCUCUGCCGCCGGUCUACCACACAACGAAAUCGCUGCCCAGAUUUGCCGACAGGCCGGUCUCGUCAAGCAGCACCAGAAACAGGGUGUGACGAACAAGGGUGUACAUGAUAACCACGAGGAGAACUUCUCCAUCGUCUUUGCCGCCAUGGGUGUCAACUUGGAAACUGCGAGAUUCUUCACUCGCGACUUUGAGGAGAACGGCAGUUUGGAGCGUGUUACGCUAUUUCUCAACCUUGCAAACGACCCCACUAUCGAACGUAUUAUCACUCCUCGUCUCGCUCUUACCACCGCCGAGUACUAUGCCUACCAGCUCGAGAAGCAUGUGUUGGUUAUCCUUACUGAUCUGUCUGCCUACUGUGAUGCUCUACGAGAAGUUUCGGCAGCACGAGAAGAAGUCCCUGGUCGGCGUGGUUUCCCCGGUUACAUGUACACUGAUUUGUCCACCAUCUACGAACGAGCUGGCCGUGUCGAAGGAAGAAAUGGCUCCAUCACCCAGAUUCCUAUUCUGACCAUGCCCAAUGAUGACAUCACGCACCCCAUCCCUGAUUUGACGGGCUACAUCACGGAGGGUCAAAUCUUCGUCGACCGACAACUUCACAAUCGUGGCAUCUACCCGCCUGUCAAUGUCCUUCCGUCGCUUUCUCGUCUCAUGAAGUCUGCCAUCGGUGAGGGCAUGACCCGAAAGGACCACGGAGAUGUAUCGAACCAGCUGUACGCCAAGUACGCUAUUGGACGUGAUGCUGCAGCCAUGAAGGCUGUCGUUGGUGAGGAGGCCUUGUCUGCUGAGGACAAGUUGUCCCUCGAAUUCUUAGAAAAAUUCGAGCGCAGCUUCGUCACUCAGGGUGCAUACGAGUCGAGAACCAUCAUCGAAUCUCUCGACCUGGCUUGGAGCCUGCUCAGAAUCUACCCCAAGGAACUGCUGAACCGUAUCCCCGCCAAGAUCAUCCAGGAGUUCUACCAAAGAAAGGGUAAGGAGGCUGAGAGUACAGCGAAGCCGAAGACGACACACCCGGAGGAUCGAGAGGAGAACCUCAUCGAUGCGUAA